UCAACAAGAGCUCAGAUAUCUGGCUCAGGCUCACAGACUGAUAAACAUGAUAUUCUCAUGACAGGUGUACAACGUGUUUGGCUACAGCGCAUGUAGUUACGUGGAAAAGCUUCCUAUAAAUUUGGGGAGGCUUCUUCCAUACUGGAACAGUAGGCACACAGGAGACGAGAAAACAUAUAGGAUUAACUAUCAAAGAGGACUGUAUACAUUUUUCCUGUUAAUUGGAUUAUAAUUUACUUGGAAAACUAUUAAGCAAGUGGUGGUAUGCUCAUUGGCUCAUUUCGAGGAGAGUUUAUGGCCCGAGGCAUUUCCACAACAGAAGCACCUCGAAAGACUAGCUUGUUUCUUGAGAAAACCUGAAACUUGUCAUUAUCCUUACUCACAGCUGAGGCGCAGCAAUGGUUGGCAUGAAACCCAAAGAUGUGAUGCCCUCUGCGGCAGUUAAGUUCUUCGGAGCAGGCACGGCAGCCUGCAUUGCCGACCUUGUCACCUUUCCACUGGAUACCGCCAAAGUCAGACUGCAGCUUCAGGGAGAGUCUCAGAUAGCCGAAGGGGUUGGUGCACUGAAGUAUCGGGGCGUGUUUGGCACCAUCACCACCAUGGUGCGCACAGAGGGGGCCAGGAGUCUGUACAAUGGUCUGGUGGCAGGCCUGCAGAGACAGAUGAGCUUCGCUUCUGUCCGUAUCGGCCUUUACGACUCCAUGAAACAAUUCUACACCCGAGGCACCGAGAGUGCAGGGAUCGUUACUCGGCUCAUGGCGGGCUGCACCACCGGGGCAAUGGCUGUGGCUUUUGCACAGCCAACAGAUGUGGUAAAGGUGCGUUUUCAAGCCCAGGUCCGACUGGCUGACGGCGAGAGGAGAUACAACGGCACAAUAGAUGCCUACAAGACGAUUGCCCGAGAUGAGGGUGUACGUGGCCUGUGGAGAGGAUGCAUGCCAAACAUCACUCGUAACGCCAUCGUAAACUGCGCAGAGCUGGUGACCUACGACAUGAUCAAAGAACUCAUCUUGAAGUACAACCUAAUGACAGACAACCUGCCGUGCCACUUCACGGCCGCCUUCAGCGCAGGCUUCUGCACCACAGUUGUGGCUUCUCCUGUGGAUGUAGUUAAAACACGUUUCAUGAACUCAGGACACGGCCAGUACAGCAGCGCUCUCAACUGUGCCUUCACAAUGCUAAGAAACGAAGGAUCCACGGCUUUCUAUAAAGGGUUCAUGCCUUCUUUCCUGCGACUCGGCUCCUGGAACAUUGUGAUGUUUGUCACCUAUGAGCAAAUUAAAAAAGGCAUGAGCAGGGCACAGCAGUACUGGGAGUCUCCGUUCUGACCGCAACUAGUCAGACUUGUUUUUGUUCAACUCAGGACCGCAAAACACAACAGCCGAACGCACACCACAGUGCAGGGGUGACUACUGACGACUCUUGGUUGGAGACCUGAAAAUACAGGAGCAUGAAAACACAAGAGUUGACAUUAGAAAGAGUUUGAGCAGGAAGACUUCAGGGACAUUGUUGCAAUAUUUAAAAUAAUUUAAAGGUUAGACCUUACAGAGGCUUCAUGCAUUUUAAUGGUCAGAAAUUCCAUUACAAGAAGCUCCUUCUGGUGUAAACUUCUAUGUUUAAAUGAAAUAAUCACGUGAAUAAUGUUAGGCUGUAAAGUUAGUUUUUAAUUCCUUUAGGCUUUCCAUGAAAGCAGAAGACAGUUUAUGUCCAACAUUACAUACCUUAAAAUGACCACAAUAUGUCUUUCUGGAUUGUUUACACUGUUUACCUUUUGUAGUUGUAGUUUAAUGUAUUUGCCACUAGAUGUGAAAAGUAUGUAUGAUUUGUUGCUGGUCGAUGAGUCAUGUGUAUUUUGUGAAAUAAAGUACUUUAAUUAGUGAAAAA
Molecule: messenger RNA, 1884 nt
Organism: Haplochromis burtoni (Burton's mouthbrooder)
Lineage: Eukaryota; Metazoa; Chordata; Actinopteri; Cichliformes; Cichlidae
Product: mitochondrial uncoupling protein 2
Exons: 8
Coding region: 399-1328 (309 amino acids)
Biological process (GO): mitochondrial transport; adaptive thermogenesis; response to cold
Cellular component (GO): mitochondrial membrane
Molecular function (GO): oxidative phosphorylation uncoupler activity
Source: RefSeq, a predicted model, not a curated record